This is a messenger RNA of Metopolophium dirhodum (rose-grain aphid), 6247 nucleotides long. Its product is annotated as cytosolic carboxypeptidase 1-like. Gene Ontology annotation, biological process: C-terminal protein deglutamylation; proteolysis; protein side chain deglutamylation. The record is from RefSeq and is a predicted model, not a curated record. The transcript has 24 exons. NCBI's taxonomy places the organism in Eukaryota, Metazoa, Arthropoda, Insecta, Hemiptera, Aphididae. The coding region runs from base 43 to 3342 and encodes 1099 amino acids. Gene Ontology annotation, molecular function: zinc ion binding; metallocarboxypeptidase activity.
AUGGUGUUCUAAGUACAGAAAUAAGGGGUGGAAAUUUACGUCAUGGCCAACAAGAAGAAAACCAUAGGAAGGACGAACAAGAAAAAAUUGACAACCAACAAACGAGUUAACGAGCAGCCAAGAGUGACGGUAACAUACAAAAAAUUUCGUUUAACUACAACAGCUGCAGCGUCAUGUAAUAGGUUGGUCGCAAAGCUGGAGAAAUUCCAACAGCCGAUUAAAUCUAAAGAAAAUCCCAAGAUCAUGGUCAUCUCCGGCGACGAUCACGUGUUGGACGUGCUACUAGACCGGCUGGCGCCUCUCACGGCCCACACCACCGAAAACCUGGAAAAGAUACGGAGAAUAGCGCACAAGAUCAACGGCCGGGUCAACAAUUCCGAUAAAAAUGUCAAAGCUAAAUCAUUGAAUAUUCUUCGAAAAACUAAAUCAGAGCGAAUGGUGGAUAUCGUGAAAUUAUUUGAAAAAACUAGAGAUAAAUCUACAUGUACGAAUUUAGCAGCUGUAAUACAUGCUUGCAUUGCACCAAAAUCCGGUCAAACUAGAAAAUCAUUUUUGAAACAACUGGUAGAAAUUGAAGCAACAAAAAUAUUUAUUAAGUCAAUAAUGGAUUUGCAAUCAAAGUCUGUAGGAUCGCCUGAUGUACUUCUCAACGAAUUAGUGUUUAUUCUUGGACAACUCUCACAAAAAGAUAGCAAAUUUUCAAAACAUACCGAAAUGUUGAAUGCAUCAAAAAUGUUUCAUCAAAAUUUAAAAAACAACAUUAAAAAUGUUAAAUUUAUCUCUCCAUUAUUGAAGUGCUUUAAAACCAUUACGAAAAACGAAACCAUCGUUGGCGUGCUUCUCAGGGAUAGUUUUUUGCUAACCUUAGAAAAACUUAUAAGGGAAAACAAUAAGUAUUUAAUUAAAAACAAACAAUAUGUGAUUCUUGUAAUUUUAGCAAACAUUACAAAAAAAGUUUCUGAAGAGAACUGCGAUAGAGUUAUACGUGCUGGACUCAUGCAAUACGCCUUGGACGUGUUCAAUAUAAAACUUUACACUGCCAAUAAAGCUCAUCCUAAAAUAUUUUCAUCCGCAUUAGAUGUGCUCGUUCACAUCUCCAACACUAAUAAUGGACGGACAGCACUGAGAAAGUCUAACAAAUUUAAUGUGUUGUACCAAUUUAGCGUUCGCUGCCCGGAAGACCAGGUGUAUAAUUCUACUAUGUCAAAAUUGUGUACAGUUAUUAAUGUAUGCCAAGAGAAAUUAUUACUCUUACCUUUAAGUUCAACACAAUCGGCACUUGCCUUUGGUAUAGGAGAUAUAAACCUCAACGAUAGUGAUUCAGAUAAAUAUGCAGGCUGUGACAGUGACGACAGCGAUAUAGAUGACAUUGAAAUAGCUGUAGUCCAAAAUUUGAUGGAUCCUUUAAUCAUCCGAAAACCCGAUUCAGUGAAAUUCGAAAUACCCUUCAACUAUUGGAAAGAUCGUGACGACCUCAUAUCAACGUAUGGACGUUUAUUUGUAGAAUUCAACAACGAAACGCCAAAAAAUAAUUCAGCCAACAAACUUAAGUCGAAUAAAUAUUUAAAUAGAACCAACACAUCACUAUUAACUGACCAUCAUUUCAAUACGGACAAAAACGAUAUUGGAUUGAUGGCCAACUUGCGGACGUGUCAAACACAUAAGGCGGCGUAUUUGAGCAUAGCAAAACGCGUCAACAGCGUCUCUCCCUUCGUUAAAGUCGCCUAUCCUGAUUGGAUAGGGUUCAAUAACGACGAACAACCAAUGGAGUCCUUGUACAAUAGCGACGUACACGUUUCCCGCAACAAAUUGUUAUCGUGCUUAGAGCGUAGCGUGUCCAAACGACGAGACUCUGGCGAUAUGAUCGUGUACGAUUUAGAUUAUUUAUUGGAAAGUGUUAACGACGCUUGCAAUUCUUCACAGCAGUUAUCAAAUUACGAUGAGCGAAAUUUAGGUGCAAAAUCGGGGUUCGAUUACUUACACUUUGAGUCUCGUUUCGAAUGUGGCAAUCUUCGGAAAGCUAUCAAGAUUGGUUCCAACGAGUAUGAUUUGAUUUUGAAUUCUGACGUGAAUUCAAUGUCACAUAGCCAAUGGUUUUACUUUCAAGUAUCCAACAUGGAGGCGGCCAAGCCAUACGUAUUUAAUAUAGUGAACAUGGAGAAACACAACUCUCAGUACAAAACUGGCAUGCAGCCGAUCAUGUUUUCGGUGAAGGACUAUGCCGAGUUCAAGAAAGGCUGGACACGCACCGGGAUGGACAUUUGUUACUACCGGAAUUGUUACAAGAACUGCAACAAGUCCCACGGCUCUUACAUGACCGCCACUUUUUCAAUUCAAUUCCCAUACGACAGAGACAUAUGUUACAUAGCAUACGUUUAUCCGUAUACAUAUUCAAAGUUGUUGUACAAAUGCUUCAGAUGGAAAAACUCAGUCGAUCCGGCUACUACAUUAUUCCGUGCAAACUGCUUGUGCCGAUCAUUGAAUAACAACGAAGUGCCAAUUAUCACGAUUACCUCUGUUGAAAACAACGAAAAAAAAAUUAAAGAUCGACAUAUUAUAUACUUGACAUCUCGUGUGCAUCCCGGCGAGACAAGUUCGUCUUGGGUAAUCGACGGUGUGAUCGACUACCUUUGUGGAAGCACACUCACCGCCAAAAAGGCACGGGACACUUACGUGUUUAAGAUUGUGCCUAUGCUCAACAUAGAAGGCGUCAUCAACGGAUGCCACCGAUGCGGUUUAACCAACGAAGACCUGAACAGAAAAUGGAGUUCACCCGACCCAAAACUGCAUCCAGAAAUAUUUCAUGCUCGGGGGAUUUUGGAAUACAUGACACACGUAAUGAAAAAGGUUCCCUAUGUGUAUUGUGAUUUCCAUGGCCAUUCAAACACUAAAAAUUGUUUUUUUUAUGGAUGCUCGGCAAAAAAAAGUUGGUCAAGAAUGGACUUGUCUAAGUAUGAAAAUGAAACGGAUUUCAUGGUAUUACCGAUUGUAAUGCAAAACUGUUGUCCAUCGUUCUCGUUAUCACAGUGUAAUUACAAAGUAGAAAGAAAUCGUGAAACCACUGCAAGAAUAACGGUUUGGAGAAGCUAUGGUGUAAAAAGGAGUUAUACUUUGGAGACAAGUUAUUGUGGUUGUGACGAAGGACAAUACAAAGGUUUUCAUUUAGGGAUAAGGCAACUCAGAGAGAUUGGGUCGACUUUCUGCAUGUCCCUUUCUUCGUUAGAAGAAGAAACGAAAAAGAGAGCGAGUUUACCCGCCAGCAAUCGAUUAUCCACAAUAACAGCGAGUUCCAGUUCAAAGUCUAUGGAUUUUGUAGACGAAGAACAGUCAGACUCAGAUUGAAAACUGCCUAUAAGAAAGUAAUCGACUUUAAUUAACAAAUUAAAUAAAUCCUAUUUAAAUUUAAAUUUAAUUUGUUUCUGUUUAUUGUACAAUUGUUUUAGUUUUUUAAAAAAAAAAAAAACAAUGACUUUGUUACGCUCCUUAAUUUUUUACUAUUUAUAACAUUUAUUCACUAUUGUAUAAGAGCCAAUCUAUACGCGGCCAAACACGGCGCUAAAUCGCUUAAAAUAUUUAUUUUGUACUGAUUUGUUAACAAAUAAUUUUUUUUCUUAAGAAUUGUGUGUUUUCCAUAAGUUUUCCAUAAUCAUUAAAAAAAAAAAAUAAUCGAUAUAAGUUUAGAAAUUAUAAAACAAAUUACAAUUAAACACACAGUAUAAACGGUACAUUUUAUUAUUAAUUAUUUAAUUAUAACACUAUCAUGUCAAAUUAAAACCUAUCAUAAUACUUAAUAGGUAUGUUUUUUUUUAAUCAAUAGGUGACCAAUUUAAUUUUGACAAAUUGAUGAAGUUUUUUUUACAAAUAUCUGUAUAUAAUUGUUUUGGAAAUUAUUAAAAAAAAAACCUAAUUUUAUCAUAUUCUAAUUAUUUUAAUAUUUUAAUUAUUUCUUUUUCUAUCAAUACGACAAUACCUACCUAUUCAUAUUUUACAUUAUACAAUACUACCAAUAUAAUUUUUACAAAUAAAUUUUACUAGUAAAGUUAUAAAAAAAAACCGUACAUGGUAUACACUAGUCACAUAAAAAUACGAAUACCUAUGAAAUAAUUUAUACAGAAGUACUGAACAUGAAAACUGAAUAUUAAAAUUAAGUUUUUGAAUACCUAAUUAACUGUAAUAAUUAUAACAUAAAUCAUACUAAAUUGUUAUUAUAAUCAUAACUGAAUUGUAUGCAUAACUAUAAACCUGUACAUAUUAUAAUGUUUACCUUAUUUUAAAUUUAAGUUCAUAAAUUGUCAAUGCAUUUUAAUUGUACUUAACCUAUAAUCUUUAGAACGCUGUUACUGAAAUAUUUACUUAGUAGGUACAACAAGUGUUUUGAUUUUUAAUAUUUAUAUUAUGUACCUACCAAUCGUCCUAUGUCCAACGCUCCAAUGCUAACCUAGAGUUUAAUAUGUUGUAUUUUUAAGUAUUAAAUUUUAAAACGAGCCAGUAACUCUAUUCAUUUUACAAGAAAUGUAUUUAUAAUUUUAUAUGUUAUAUUAUGUGUUAAACUAUAUAUUUUACUAAGUACAUUGGUGAUUGGGUAUUUAAUAAACUUAAACUUAAAUAUGUUCACCAAAUUUGGACAGCGAGGGGGGGGGGGGUAGACAUAAAAAAAAGUAAUACAUUAACAGCCCAUGUUUGAACUACUUAUUUUUAUUUUGAAAAAAAAAAUAAUACGAAAUAAUAUACCUACUAUACAGUCUACGAAUAUAAUACAGGCUGUAACAGACAGGCCUGACAAAUGAAAAAUGAAAAAUUGAUAAAACGUACAAGUUAAACGUAUGAAAAAAAUAUUGAAAUUAUAUGGAUAGUAAACGAUUUGGGAUUUACUUAUAUCUGAAAUAUCCCAAAAAUAAUAUUUUGAUAAAAGUGGAUAAGAUUCAAAUUAAUUUACUCGAAAUAAAUAAUUAGUAUUUAAAUAAUGUAAAACAUAAACUACUUAGCGUGAAUAAACGUUUUUAACAUAAACAUUUUUUUUUAAAUUAGAGCUACAAAUUGGUGAUUUUUAUUAAAAAAUAAACAUAUACCUAACAUUUUAUACUGUACGAACGUAUAUAAACUGUUUUUAAAAAAAUAAUUUUAAUCAUUGAUUUAGAACAAAAGUAACUUCAUUUGUCAGGUUUUUCUGUUACACAUUGUAUGCCUAUUGGUUAUUAGACAUGGACGUGCUCAAUGGUGGGGGGGGGGGGUUAUUGGGUUCCAUAGUUCCCCCUAUGGACACGUUACGAAUAUAAUAUAUAUAUACUUACAUAUAAUUAUAAUAUUUUUAUUGGGAACAAAUCUAGCUUAGCACCCACGCUAAUGUUUCAAUUUUAUUUUUUCGAAACCUAUAUAUUACAAUGAGUUAAAAAGAACUAUUUUGCAAAAAUGAAUUGCCGAAAAUCAUUAGUUUUUAAGUUAUGGUGACGUGAAAACUAUAAAAGUAAUUAAAAGUAAAUUAUAAUCAUUAAUCAACUAUAACGAGAACUCAUAACUAUAAAUAUAAAGAGAAGCGUCUGUAAAUGGAAUAGAGCAGUAAAAAGCCCGAACAGGGUUUAGAUUAGGAAUUAGAAUAAUAGAAUUGAAUAAAGACAUAAAGUUUUAUCGUACCUUAAUAUUACGUACCUAUCUAUAAUUACAAGAAGACAAAACUGAAUAUUAAAGUAUGCAACUCUUAAGUUAAAAUACGCGUUAGACCGAUAAUUACAGUAAAAAAAUAUAUUAUAACAAUAUUAAAAACCAUUAAGUAGAUAUACCUACCUACCUCAGCUAUAACUAGGUACUUCAAUGCGUAAACUAAAUAUUUAAUAUAUUCAUAAAUCAAAACACCAAUCAACACUAUAAUGUCAUAUACCUACCUAUAAGUAAAAAUAGUAAUAUACAUACCUAUAUGAAUAAUGAAUGUGUUCUAUGCCUUUAUAUCUAUUAAAUAGCAUUUUUUAAAGUAGCGAGUUAAAAAUAAUAUACUGAUCAUUUAAUAAUUGAUACAUUUACACUGAUACAUUGAUACAUUGCUAUUUUAUAACAAUCUUAUGCUUUUAUAGAAAUUACAAAAAUGUUCUAUUAAAUAAUUAUAUCUCGAUGCGUAUUAUAUAGUUUAAUUAUUUGUUGAAAUCAGUGUUUGUUAAAAUAAGCAAUAUGCGAUAGUAUAAAAUGUUUUGUUGUAAGAAAAACAGAUUGCAAUUUUUUACUAUCUAUACUAAUUUGUAUUUAUUACAUUGACAUU